UGGCAAGGUGACCUGCGACUUGAAAAGCCGGUACUAGGGACUGAUGAAGAUGGAGCUGGUCGGAUAUUUAGUAGCAGUUGUGACAGUUUUUCAUGCAGCAAAUGGAAAUACCAUCUCAAUUGACAUCCCAUCUGUAACGACAUCCGCAGGGCAGGAUCUUCAACUGACGUGUACUUUCGAUGGCAGCUGGGGGAUUGGAUUCCGCAUGCAGUGGCUGAAGGACGGAAACCCUAUUGCGGAUCCAUCUUCUCUUGAAGUCAAGCAGGACUUUGUUGGUCGCUUCAGUCUUGAUUUGAGUGGUACUGCAUAUACAUUAAGUAUUACUGGAAUUGAAAUAGGUGAUGCAGGUAACUAUGAGUGUACAUUCUCCAUCAGUGGUACAGUGCAGCAGACUCUCUCCUCUGUAGUCACUGUCAUAGCUCCUCCGACAGACGUAUUCCUUUACCAUGGCAAUAUAAGCAACAAGAUUUCAGGGGGCCAAAACUACAUGUUUGAGGAUCGCGUCGAGUCGGUUGUGGGAUGUGCAGCUCUAGGCGGUCAGCCGGCUCCAGUACUUGAGUUCAGUAUUGGGGACUCUGUCCAAACAGAUUUCAAUUCGGUUACCCUGGAUCCCACUACUGACGCCGCAAUCCAGAACGACAAGUUUGCACUGGGCGUGCAGGAUGCCAACAAGAAGAUGAAAUGUACCUGGAAGACCCCAGAUGCCACCAACCCAAGACACCAAGGUUCUGUAGAAGUGACGCUCACCGUUAGUUGUAAGUAG
Molecule: messenger RNA, 763 nt
Organism: Lingula anatina
Lineage: Eukaryota; Metazoa; Brachiopoda; Lingulata; Lingulida; Lingulidae
Product: opioid-binding protein/cell adhesion molecule
Biological process (GO): cell-cell adhesion
Cellular component (GO): plasma membrane; cell-cell junction
Molecular function (GO): cell adhesion molecule binding
Source: RefSeq, a predicted model, not a curated record